ACGACUCAAUGCUCCGCGGCAGGACCGCAUCUACCGCCGCACAGAUGAAAUGAAGAUGACUCCUCAAUGCUCCGCGGCAGGACCGCGUCUACCGCCACACAGAUGAAAUGAAGAUGGGUCCUCAAUGCUCCGCGGCAGGACCGCGUCUACCGCCACACAGAUGAAAUGAAGAUGGGUCCUCAAUGCUCCGCGGCAGGACCGCGUCUACCGCCACACAGAUGAAAUGAAGAUGGAUCCUCAAUGCUCCGCGGCAGGACCGCGUCUACCGCCACACAGAUGCGUCAACGGCCUGCUAUCUGGAGACCCGAGCACUUUGCUGUGAGAGGGAAGGAAGGAGGGGGGAAGUAAAUAAAAGCUUUAAGAAAGGGCGGAGAGCACCAGACAUCCGAGAUUGUGGACAAUCACGUUGACGCUUUUUACAGUCGUAACUUUGUCUGUCACAGAGACGGACACGACCACCGAGAGCCAUGGGUUCGUGCACAGAUGAAGAAUUCAAAGAUAAAUUACUAUGGAACGUGAAAAGAGAGGUGAAACAGAUCAUGGAGGAGGCGGUGACUAAGAAGUUUGUCCAUGAAGACAGCAGCCACGUCAUCGGCCUAUGCCGCACCAUCGAGGCGUGUCUGAGCCACCUGUUGAAGCGGCGAGCGGCGGGCUUCCUGCGUAGCGACAAGAUCGGUGCCCUUUUCACCAAAAUCGGCAAGGUAAACGCCACGGCCGGAGAGGUAUGCCGGAAGGUCCAGGAGCAGCUCGCACAGCAGGCAGAGGUCAUCAGAACCCAGAGGACCCAGAGUGUGGGUCAGGAGCCCCUGAAGAGGCAGGGGUCGUCGUCUGCAGGUCGCGGCCCCCAGCCCCUCUCCACUCAGGCCAUCAAGCACAUCUGGGUACGCACCGCCCUCUUCGAGAAGGUCCUGGACCAGGUCGUACAGUACAUCGUGGAUAACUCCAGUAAGUACUAUGAGAGGGAGGCUCUGAUGCAUGACUCAGUGUUUGGACCCAUCCUGGCAUGUCUACUGGUGGGUCCCUGUGCUCUGGAGUACACUAAGCUGAAAACGUCCGACCACAUCUGGACGGACCCGUCGGCCAACGAGUUGGUCCAGCGCCACCGGAUCCACGGGGCCCACCGGGGCCAGGACGCUUCCCCCAGCAGGAGGCCCGCUCUGGGGAUCCGGAAGAGACAGUCCAGCGUCAGCAUGUCCGAGGAUAAGUUUGCGGCGUCUGCACGGGAAUACGUGGAAUCUCUUCACCAGAACUCCCGUACUCACCUGCUCUACGGCAAAAACAACGUCCUGGUUCAACCGAAGAAAGACAUGGAGGUGCUGCGGGGGUACCUGUCCCUUCACCAGGCAGGGGACAACCUCACCCUGAAGUGGACCCCUAACCAGCUCAUCAACGGCACCCUGGGGGACUGUGACCUGGAGAAGAGUAUCUAUUGGGACUAUGCAUUGACCGUGCCUUUACGACAGAUCGUGUGCAUUCACUGUCACCAACGACCGGACUAUGGUGGGACUUUGGUUCUGGUUAGUCAGGAUGGCAUCCAGCACCCCCCUCUCCACUUCCCCCCCGGCGGCCACCUCCUGGCCUUCCUGUCCUGCCUGGAGACGGGCCUGCUGCCCCGCGGUCAGCUGGAGCCCCCACUCUGGAGCCAGAGAGGCAAGGGUAAGGUGUUUCCUAAGCUAAGGAUGAGGACCAGCACAGUCAGACUGUUAGAUCAGGAGGGAGAGGAGCAGACAGCAGCUGACUACGUAUUCCGUAUCGUCUAUCCUGGACACCACCACGACUCCACAGUGACUAUAAACUACCACCACACCACGGGCAGCCGUGCUCCAUCGCUGGAUGAUGAUGAAGAGGAGGAAGAUAGACUCCAGGCUAUGAUCUCAAUGAUCUGCUGGCGGAACCUCACAGAUCCUAAUGUCAUGAAAGACCAUGGGGAGAUGGACAUCCAGGGUGCCUAUAUGAGAGGCAGCCCGUCGUCAUGGCAGCAGGCAGCAGAGUGCACCAGUCACAUGUCGUCAUGUCUGUGUUGCUCCACAAGGGGCAGUAACGUCUCCUUGGAAUACCCAGCAGGCUGCACCUGCAUCCACGACCGUAUCCCUCUGAAGAUGCUGUGCCAGAAUAUGAAAAGGCAGAUCGUCUCCAGGGCCUUCUACGGAUGGCUGGCCUACUGUCGACACCUGUCCACGGUCCGUACCGACCUGUCAGCACUGGUCUGCCACAACAUUGUCCUUCCUGACAAACCUUGCGAGGCAUCGGGGGGACUGAGCAAAGACGUGUGGAGAAAGUACCAGAAAGACUGCAAGAACUAUAAGGAGUUGGAGUUGUUGUGGCUGGUGUAUUAUGGAGGUGUACAGCAUGACAUCAGGAAGGAAGUCUGGCCCUUCCUGCUGGGUCACUACAAGUUUGGCAUGGGCAAGAAGGACAUGAGCCAGAUGGAUGAGAAGAUCAGUGCACGGUACCAGCAGGUAAUGAAGGAGUGGAAGUCCUGCGAGGUGAUAGUCAAGCAGAGAGAGAAGGAGAUGCAGUCGGCCAUCUUUGCUAAUCUGUCUUCAGGAAGCAGCACAGACAGCCACAUCCUCAGACACAGAGACUCCACUCUCUGCAAUGAGGUGUUCAUGUCAGUGGAUGAGCCCGACGCAGGGGCGGGGGGUCAGGACACCCCAGGAGGAGGGGGGAGAGACACCCCCGGCCACUCUACAGUGAUUCCCCCCGCAGCCGGUGGGGCACUAGCUCCUGAUGAGCGCCCCCUGGGGGAGUUUGACUCCCCUGACUCCGGCCUCCCAUCCUCCAGGAACUACUCUGUCACCUCCGGCCACUCUCAGAUUCUCUCCUCUAUCGACGAUGGACAGAGCACAGUGGAGGAGGGAGGAGCCAGGCAGGAGGGAGGAGCCAGGCAGGAGGGAGGAGCCAGGCAGGAGGGAGGAGCAGGGGAGGAGGGAGGAGCAGGGGUGGAGGGAGGAGCCAGGCAGGUGGGAGGAGCAGGGGAGGAGGCCCGGCCACACUCGUACAGUGUGACGGAGGAGAAGGAGCGACAGGAUUGGUUGAGUGAGGAGAUGCUGUGCAGUCAGCUGGAUAAGUUGAUGACCAAUGAGAAUGGAGGAACAGAGGGGAUGCCUUCACUCUCCUCCUAUACGAUUGAGCUGUUGGACACAGCGGCUCUGAACCUCCACAGGAUAGAUAAGGAUGUCCAGCGCUGUGACCGUAACUACUGCUACUUUACAACCACUAACCUGGAGAAAGUACGCAACAUCAUGUGCAGCUAUGUGUGGGAGAAUCUGGAGAUGGGUUAUGUCCAGGGGAUGUGUGACCUGCUGGCCCCUCUCAUGGUCAUUCUGGACGAUGAGUGUCUGGCGUACAGCUGCUUCACCCAGCUGAUGAAGAGGAUGAGCCAGAACUUCCCCAACGGCGGAGCCAUGGACACACACUUCACCAACAUGAGGUCCCUCAUACAGAUCCUGGAUUCGGAGCUGUUUGAGCUAAUGCAUCAGAAUGGAGACAACACCCACUUCUAUUUCUGUUACCGCUGGUUCCUGUUGGACUUCAAAAGAGAGCUGCUGUACCAGGAUGUGUUCUCAGUAUGGGAGGUGAUCUGGGUGGCCCCUCAUAUCUCCUCUCAGCACUUCAUCCUGUUCCUGGCCCUGGCUCUGGUAGAGGUCUACAGAGAGAUCAUCAGAGAUAACACCAUGGACUUCACUGACAUCAUCACCUUCUUCAACGAGAUGGCAGAACGUCAUGACGUGCAGCACAUCCUUCAGGUCGCCAGAGAGCUGGUGCGCAAGGUCCAGUCUCUCAUCGAGAACAAGUGAUGAAGAGGAGGAUGAACAGGGCCAGAGGGAGGAGGAGGAGAGGUAGAGAGGAGCCAGAUACCAUCACUCCACCCCUCCACCCGCCCAGCCAUCCUUUGCAUCCAGCACAGCUCCCUCCCUCUCUUACCCCUCUUUACCCCUCCCAAACCUGUGGAAGAGACAGAGACGUGGGCCCUCUAUCCCUCCAGCCGGACCAGCGAAGGGUGAAGGCUCCAGGUUGACCAUCCUAGCCUGGGUGAAGGCUCCAGGUUGACCAUCCUAGCCUGGAUGAAGGCUCCAGGUUGACCAUCCUAGCCUGGGUGAAGGCUCGAGGUUGACCAUCCUAGCCUGGAUGAAGGCUCCAGGUUGACCAUCCUAGCCUGGAUGAAGGCUCCAGGUUGACCAUCCUAGCCUGGGUGAAGGCUCCAGGUUGACCAUCCUAGCCUGGAUGAAGGCUCCAGGUUGACCAUCCUAGCCUGGGUGAAGGCUCCAGGUUGACCAUCCUAGCCUGGGUGAAGGCUCCAGGUUGACCAUCCUAGCCUGGGUGAAGGCUCCAGGUUGACCAUCCUAGCCUGGGUGAAGGCUCCAGGUUGACCAUCCUAGCCUGGGUGAAGGCUCCAGGUUGACCAUCCUAGCCUGGGUGAAGGCUCCAGGUUGACCAUCCUAGCCUGGGUGAAGGCUCCAGGUUGACCUUCCUAGCCUGGGUGAAGGCUCCAGGUUGACCAUCCUAGCCUGGGUGAAGGCUCCAGGUUGACCAUCCUAGCCUGGGUGAAGGCUCCAGGUUGACCAUCCUAGCCUGGAUGAAGGCUCCAGGUUGACCAUCCUAGCCUGGAUGAAGGCUCCAGGUUGACCAUCCUAGCCUGGGUGAAGGCUCCAGGUUGACCAUCCUAGCCUGGAUGAAGGCUCCAGGUUGACCAUCCUAGCCUGGGUGAAGGCUCCAGGUUGACCAUCCUAGCCUGGAUGAAGACUCCAGGUUGACCAUCCUAGCCUGGGUGAAGGCUCCAGGUUGACCAUCCUAGCCUGGGUGAAGACUCCAGGUUGACCAUCCUAGCCUGGAUGAAGGCUCCAGGUUGACCAUCCUAGCCUGGGUGAAGGCUCCAGGUUGACCAUCCUAGCCUGGAUGAAGGCUCCAGGUUGACCAUCCUAGCCUGGGUGAAGGCUCCAGGUUGACCAUCCUAGCCUGGAUGAAGACUCCAGGUUGACCAUCCUAGCCUGGGUGAAGGCUCCAGGUUGACCAUCCUAGCCUGGGUGAAGGCUCCAGGUUGACCAUCCUAGCCUGGGUGAAGGCUCCAGGUUGACCAUCCUAGCCUGGGUGAAGGCUCCAGGUUGACCAUCCUAGCCUGGGUGAAGGCGAGAACAGGGGGAAAGGAGAGGGAUGUUGGCUGGGUCCUGGUUCCAGUGCUAGGUCUGGUCC
Messenger RNA from Salmo salar (Atlantic salmon), 5193 nucleotides. The record is from RefSeq and is a predicted model, not a curated record. NCBI's taxonomy places the organism in Eukaryota, Metazoa, Chordata, Actinopteri, Salmoniformes, Salmonidae.